Cariama cristata (Red-legged seriema) is the source of this 5382-nucleotide messenger RNA. RefSeq names its product coiled-coil domain containing 108 (gene CFAP65). Bases 1 to 5382 code for a protein of 1793 amino acids. The record is from RefSeq and is a predicted model, not a curated record. The transcript is spliced from 34 exons. Lineage: Eukaryota; Metazoa; Chordata; Aves; Cariamiformes; Cariamidae.
AUGCUUGCCCAGGUGCAUGGCGAGCCCCAAAACUCAGACUCUUUUCGGAAGCUGCGCUGUGGCUGUGUCAGGGAGCUGUCUGGAAGAAAGGCAAAGAAGAAAGGCAUAUUCUGGGGCAUUGAGGUGGCCGAAACACUCAGGUGGCAUGGCUGGGAACUUGGAAAAGAGAUGGUCAAGCAUCUGGUCUUGAAAAACGUUCAUGAGAAAACCCAGAAGCUGAGCUACAGGUGUCCUUCCACACGAUUCUUCUUCACUGUUUUUCCACAGCCGAUCACUCUGAGCCCUGGUAUGUCCUUAACUCUGCCCGUUGUUUUCCGGCCCACUGAAAAGAAGGAGUAUGAAGACAGCAUCUGCUUUAAGAAGGCUGAGGGCGAGUUCUCUGUCACCUUGUGUGCUACGCUUCCGCGCCCCUGUCUGUCCUUCCCAGCUGCUGUCCAGUUGCCUGUCUGUGCUGUCCACAAUGUCACGGAGACAACAUUCGUUGUGCGCAAUGUUGGUGAUCUCGCUACUGCGUUUGCCUGGGAGGCACCAAGCCCUUUCUACAUGACUCCUGACUGCGGCAUGCUGAACCCAGGUGCUGAAUGCAUGGUCAAGGUGGUCUUCCAACCCAAGGUGGCUGUGGUGUAUGAUGUGGCAGCAACAUGCUGGUUUGGAGGUGAAGAGAAACAAAAGAGAACUAUCCAGCUAAAAGCCCUGGCCAAAUACCCCUACCUGCGGGUGAAUGUGACAGGGGAAGAGUAUGAAAGAGUACAGCCUGGAAAGUUUCGGGAUGUGCUGUGCUUUGGGUCAGUGCCAGUGGGGACAACUAUGGAGAAGUGCGUCGAAGUCUUCAACAUGUCUGUGGUUGAUGCACCAUGUAGGAUAGAAAGAGCAAAAGAUCCUCUGCUUCAAGAUCAUGUUUUCUCCUGUGAUGUGUCCCAUGGUGUCGUCCCUGCCAAAGGGAAGCUGGUCUUGGCCAUACGAUUUCAACCUCAGACUGUAGGAGAGCACAGUACCGACUAUUUCACUAUCCUAUCUGCUGGAUGCCUUCUGCAGACUGUCCUGAAGGUGGUUGGCUCAUGUAAAGGUCCUUCGGUGUCCCUGCAUCAAUACUCUGUGGACUUUGACUGGAUCAAUCUUGGGGAAAGUUUGGUGCAGACGUUGAAAAUCAGCAACGUCUCAGAUGUUCCAGCCUAUUACCAGUUUGAUAUUGAUGGCAGAGGGAGCGUCUUCUCUUUGGAUCGCCCCUGCGGAGUCUUGAAGGGUGCAACAACACUUGCGCUGAAGGUGACCUUUCGACCUACUCACCCCAUCAGCUAUCACCGCAGAGUGGUGUGCCUUGUCCACCAUCAGGAACCCAUGUAUGUGGAUUUUUUUGGUACCUGCCAUUCAGAUGCAGCUAAGCCAGCCAUCCUUCAGGCAAGACACCUCUCCUGGUACCGAACCAACAUGGUGAGGGGACUGACCUUCUACCCCCCUGAUAUCCUGAGUGUGAUGCUGAAAGAUGGGAAGCUGCAGAUGGAUGAAAAAGGAGCCCUCAUGCUGCCCGACGAGAUCCCUCAGGACAAGCCUCCCAAGGAAUACUUCGAAGCCAACUCCAUGACUGAAUAUUUCUACAAUGGUGUAAACAGUGACCUGGCCUUGUUUCCCCUUCAUGUUAGUGUCAGCCCCAGAGAGUACGAUUUUGGUUGCUGCGUGCCGCUUCACAAGGUAGAACCGCUUCCUCUCUCUGUGACAAACCACACCAAAGGAAAUAUCACUGUUGCCUGGACUCCAAGCCAUGGCAGUGCCUUCCAAGUGAGCCCCGAAAUCUGUGACAUCCCACCUUUGAAGUCUUCAGCCUUCCGUGUCCUUUUCCAGCCCACUCAGCUCAACAGUCUCUAUGCAGCAGAGCUGGAAGGUUUUGCCUUCUACAAGGUGCUGAGACACUACAGCAACGUUGAGGAGGAUGCCACCAUCUGUCCCUCCUGGUGCCUGACUGUCAGGCUGAGAGCACACACAUAUGAAGCAGAACGGAAGCACUUCAUCCCACAGUACACCCUGGAUGUCCCCAAGACUUUUCCUCCUGUGGCUCCUAACACUGAUACCUACUGCAGUAUGCUGCUCUUGAACACGGGCACCUCUUUGAUAACCUUCAGUGUGAACCAGGAUGCCUGUCCCUCUGUUUUGGUCAAGCCCUGCUCAGGACACAUAAUUCCAGGAGGCCACCAGAUUUUCUUUCUCUCCACUCACCCAGUUAACACAGUCUUGCAGCAGCAUGUCCUGCCUUUGCAGCUGAACUCUUAUCCCGGAUACACCAAGGAGAUUGCUCUCCAGAGCUGUGGGGAGUCCCUUCUUUUGCUCUUAGAAGGUGAAGGAAAUCUGUACUUCAAGCCUGUCUAUAUAGGGACCUCCUCUACACGAAUGUAUACCAUAAAAAACUGCUCAAGGCUACCCAUGGUUUUCAUAUGGAAGAUCCAUCAGUCUAACAGCAAGAUCCUGUCUGUCAGCCCCACUGCAGGGAUCCUCCAGCCCUAUGAAGCCAUGGCUCAGGCAUGGACCUUUACUCCUGACAAGGAGACCAAGUAUCUGCUGCGAGCUAUGGUGUUUGUGAGGAGGAAAAGCCUAGACGCCGUAUCUCCCAAAAGUGUCCAUUAUGCCUUGCGAAUUGUUGGAGAAGGGGUGCUGGGCACCAUCAGGGCACAAAAGGAGCACCUGGACCUUGGAAAUGUUCUGGUUGGUGACCUGCAAAGCUGCAGUGUUGUACUGCUAAAUGAUGGGAUCUGUUCUCUGAAGUACGUCCUCAGUGUGGAACAACUGAUCACCGGGCCUUGUGACCCCGAGGAGGUCCGCAGCGAUCCGCUGGCUCUUGAGCUGGAACACUCCAGAGGGACAAUCCCCGCAAGGUCAAAAGCUUUUGUCCGAAUAACAGUCAGGCCAGCCCGUCGGUUGCAUUACACCUGGUCAAUCAAAUAUGCUCUUUGCACCCCCACAGCUACAGAUCCUGCAAGUACAGAAGAGGAGAAGCAGCCCCUCUGCUGCAUUGUAGCAACAGGCGUCUACCCAACUUUAUGCAUCGCAGAUGCCUGUUCAGCAGGGAGUGCCUGUGGUAUCAGCAAGUUGCACCUCUGGAAGCUCUUUUCCUUGGACAUACUGAAUGAAUACUUGGAGCGAGACCCAACUCCCAGUGAGCUCACCUACAGAGUUCCCACAAGGCACAGCACACGCUUGAUCCCUCCAGUGUACACCCCUCUCCUGCUGGAUUUCAACUUUGGGGCUGCCCCGAUAGGCUCAGAGCCGACCCUUGUGAUGCUCCUGCUGGAGAACAAGGGUGUGGUGCCUGUGGAGUGGGCCUUCUUGUUUCCUUCUGAUCAGAAGAUGGACAUGGAGCACUGGGCAGAGGAUGCUGAGUUUAGCCCCCAUGAGCUGCACCAGAUGAGAAUUCAGGACAACCAGCUCUUCAGUGUUUCUCCAAAGUCAGGGAAACUUCUUCCAGGCCAGGAGGAAUCUGUCCAGCUCUCACACAGACAUGAAUUCGCUGGCACUGAUAACCUUCCUGUCCUGCUUUUGGCCAUGAGAUUCUGCUGGGACCUUCUUGCAGCUUUUGAACUGUUAGACAUGUUCUUGGUGCAGACUGUCCUCCAGAGUGAGGACAUCCAGAUGCUGAACUUCAGCGGCGUGACGGUGGAACAGGACCAGCGGUACGUUCAUUUUGCAUCCACUAAGCACCUCUUCACACCCAUUGCCAUUGGGGCCUCCCACCCCCCCACACAGAUUUAUGAACUCUACAAUGGUGGCUCCCUGCCUGUGAUGUUUGAGGUUCAGUUGGACAACAUUGUGAAGAUCCAGGAGGAAAAUUUUCAGCAUGCUGUGUUUGUCUGCCUAACUCCUAGAGGAGAAAUCCCCCCUGGCACAACAGGCCGCAUUGAGUGGAUCUUCUCACCACUGGAAGCUAAAACGUACUUGGUUGAUGUUCCCAUCCACGUCCUGGAGGGUGAAUCAGCUCUGAUCACCUUUCAGGGAGUAGGCUACCAUCCGAAUACCAUAGGAGAGACUGCCACAUCCAGUGAAGUUUUGUCUCCUUCAGUCUUUCCAGGUUCUACCAAGCUAACUGUGCCUGGGCAGGCAGCUACCUUGUCACACCACAGGAUUUGCCUUGGAAAUAUCCCAGAUUGCACCAAAGCCAGUCGCCUUGUCUUUCUCAACAAUAUCUUGGAGACCAAGGCUGUGGUGUUUGCUUGGCGGAUAAGCACCUGUGAAGACAAGAGGGUGUUGCAGGUUGCUCCAGAGUCAGGAGUUGUGCAGCCUGGGGAGAGCAUCCCCUGCUUCAUCACACUGCGACCUUCCAGGAGUGCUUCUUUCUGCAGCAUAGAUCUGGUGUGUGAGGUAUACAUCCAGGAGUCCCUGGUUGAGUACCAGAAGGAUCUGCAGGAGUGGGAAAAGGAGCAGGAACGGCAGGCUGUGGAAUUCACCAUCACAGAGAAGGACCUUGGGACUAAGAAGAAGCCAAAGUCAUCUGCAGGCAUAAGUGCUAGGUCAUCAAAUUCUGCUGAGAUAGAAAAUGUUCCCGAAUCCUCAGCUGUGAUCAGGAAAUACAAGACAUUACCCCCUAUGAAAAACCACCCUAUGCCCAAUCUGCCAGCUGGACACUUUCAGAGGAGGCUGCUGUUGGACAAAGAAGCCAGCCGGGUGUGGAUCAAACCAGAGCCUCCCAAGCCCAUCCUCUUACACCUUGGUGUGACAGCCAGGUCCUACUCUAUUGAGGACUUCUUCAGCAACUUCACCUCAGAGAUCCCCAAAUACUUCUUGUCCCGCCCCUUCAGCGGCCGGCCCUUGGACAGCAAGUUUGUGUGUGGGAGUAAGGACAGAGACAGGAUGGAUGUGGAGCCCAAAUGGCUGUCCCUGGCUUCUGCUUCCAAACAGGAGUUGCAGAUAGUGACUGACAUACUCACAGGUGUUAUCAGAGGCCUCCUGGAGAACACCCAGUUCCAUGACGCAGUGAGAAGAAGCCUGGAUGAGCCCAUUCCAUAUUUUUCCCAGUUCCAGCGUGAAGAAUCAGCAGAGCUCCAGGACAGGAGACAGUGCUCUAUGGUCCCCUCCAGGGUCUCUGCUUUGCCAGAUCAUUACCCUGAGAAGGACGGAGAGAGGAAAGAAUUGAGGCAGGAAGCGUCUCCCAACAAUGACUUGCUGGAGUCUUGGGAGAUUUUUCACCACGAGCAGUUGAGGGAGCAGAAGGAGAUGAUGAGCAGGCAGCCGGCCCUUGGCACCCUGGUGGAGCUGGUGCUGGAAAACACACUGCAGAAUAUCCUGAUCGAAGCCAGCCGUGGGGAGGUGGUGCUGACAGCCCGGCCCAGGGUCAUUGCUUUACCCCCCAGCCCUUUCCGAAGAAUCACCAGUUCAGCACCUCCACCUUCAAGAGCAUAG